UAAUGGAAGAAGAAGGAUUCUAUACUAAUUUGAUGAAUGAGGGCAACGAUUCCUUAGAUUGGGAUAGUUUGAGUAGUAUGCCUGUGGAGGAUGAUAUGAGUAACCAGCUUGAUGAGAAUGGCAUGAGUAGCGAGCCUGUCACGCAGCAGUUCCCAACUGCUGAGAGGACUACCGUGGCUAGACCAAAUCAAAAAAGAUCGAAGAAUUUUAGCGAACAAGAAGAUAAGAUACUUGUGUCGGCGUGGUUGCAUGUAAGUUUGGAUCCAGUGCUAGGCACAAAUCAAACUCGUGCUGCAUAUUGGACUAGAAUAUACGAGCACUUCUACAAAACGAGUAAAUCCACACCAGAUCGCAGCCAAAAUUCACUUAUGCAUCGUUGGGAAACUAUACAAGAGAAUGUCAACAAGUUUUGUGGAUAUCUGAGCCAGAUUGAGGGUAGAAGGCAAGGCGGGGUUAGUAUACACGACAAGAUUGCUCAGGCAAUUGCUGUAUUUAAGGAGUUGGAAGGAAAGCCCUUUCAAUUCCUUCACUGCUGGUCUCUCUUGCGGUCACAAUCUAAGUGGCAUGAUAAGAUGAAGCAAAUAACAUCCCAGAAACCCUGUGCCACCAACAGACAGAAGCCAAGCAUAGAUGGUUCAGCAAAAGCUACACCCACAAAUGAUGAAACUACCAAUCAUGUUGGUGAAGAUAAUGAACCUACAGAGACUGAAGAGCCAAAGAGACCGAUGGGGAAGCCACCAGAUCAGAGAAUGGGAGGGAAGGAGAUGGCAAUAUUUGGUGGCAAUCGUACUUGGAGUUCAGAUUAG
Molecule: messenger RNA, 806 nt
Organism: Oryza sativa Japonica Group (Japanese rice)
Lineage: Eukaryota; Viridiplantae; Streptophyta; Magnoliopsida; Poales; Poaceae
Product: glutathione S-transferase T3
Source: RefSeq, a predicted model, not a curated record